Nilaparvata lugens (brown planthopper) is the source of this 1782-nucleotide messenger RNA. Its product is annotated as gastrula zinc finger protein XlCGF57.1-like. Gene Ontology annotation, biological process: regulation of transcription by RNA polymerase II. The record is from RefSeq and is a predicted model, not a curated record. Gene Ontology annotation, molecular function: RNA polymerase II cis-regulatory region sequence-specific DNA binding; DNA-binding transcription factor activity. NCBI's taxonomy places the organism in Eukaryota, Metazoa, Arthropoda, Insecta, Hemiptera, Delphacidae. The transcript has 6 exons. The coding region runs from base 143 to 1585 and encodes 480 amino acids.
CUAUAUAUAUUCUGUUCUGUGGUGUUGCAUCUUGCCAAGUUGCCAUUUGUCAAAUAUGUAGCUAAUUGGUAUUUUAGUAUUUUUUUGUCUCUGGUAGUUUAUUUCAUUUUAGUCCAAUAUCAAUUCAAAUAUAAAAUACUAAAUGGAGUCGGAAAUUUUCAAUGGAUUGCAGAUCAAGGAAGAAAUUGAGGCGUUCCUGGAUGGUCCAAUGGAUAUUGACAGAAGUGACUUUGAAUUAUCCUUGAAGGCUGAAUUAGACUAUGAGGAUCAGUCAAAUAUGUCCACAUGUGACCAGGGAACUGAUAGCCAAUCACCAGUCUCAGAGCACAAUUCAUUGAGUGGAAAAUCAGAUUCAAGGUUGACUAGAGCCAUUGAAAGAGAAGUGUGUGGUGGUAGAAUAGCCAAAGUAGUAUUAGUAAGGUUGGAGGAAUCGUUUGAAGGCUGCAAUCAACAGAAUCUAUGUCCAUACCAGAUGGCGACAGUUACUGUUAAAAAGGAGGAGGAGGAUAGCAGCCAGCAACCAGCUGCAGUGGAAGAUGAAUGCAGCCAACAACAUUAUCUAAUCCCUGGCUACAACAUGAUCUUCAUCAAAGAGGAGGCAUAUGAUGAUCAAGAGGCUGAAGGAAGUGCAGUGAAGAGUGAGCCAGAGAUGUGGCCUUCAAAGUGCAGCACAUCUGGCCGAGACGAUGCAACAGAAGUGGGUGGACUGAAUGAGCAUUCAAUCUCUCCAGUGGAAAAGUGCACUGAGUCAUCUGUGGCUGGCAAAAAGAUCAAACUCCACAGCUGUGCUCACUGUACCUAUAAAACACCAAGGUUUGGUGAUUUGAAGAGACACAUUCGGAAACACACUGGUGAAAAACCAUUCAAUUGCGAGUUUUGUGACUACAAAAGUGCGAAGUUAGAUAAUAUGAAAAGACAUAUCAGAACUCAUACAGCAGAAAAACCUUUCAAUUGCAAGUUUUGUGACUACAAAAGUGCUCAUUCAGGUGUUUUGAAGAAGCAUACCAGAACACAUACUGGAGAAAAACCUUUCAGCUGCAAGUUUUGUGAAUAUGAAUGUGCUGUUUCAAGUAGUUUGAAAGAACAUAUUAGAACUCAUACAGGAGAAAAGCCAUUCAGCUGCGAGUUUUGUGACUACAAAAGUGCAAGGUUAGGUUAUUUGAAAGCACAUAUCAGAACACAUAAUGGAGAAAAACCUUUCAGCUGCGAAUUUUGUGAUUUUAGAAGUUCUAGGUUAGGUAAUUUGAAAGAACAUAUCAGAACACAUACUGGAGAAAAGCCUUUCAGCUGCGAGUUUUGUGACUACAAAAGUGUAAAGUCAGGUCAUUUGAAAGCACAUAUCAGAACACAUACUGGAGAAAAACCUUUCAGCUGCGAGUUUUGUGACUACAAAAGUGCUGAGUUAGGUAGUUUGAAAAAACAUAUCAGAACACAUACUGGAGAAAAACCUUUCAGCUGUAAGUUUUGUGAAUAUAAAUGUGCUGAUUCAAGUGGUUUGAAAAAACAUAUUAGAACACAUACUGGAGAAAAACCUUUCAGCUGCGAUUUUCGUGACUAUAAAAGUGAAAGGUUAGAUGAUUUGUAAGUACAUAUCAGAACACAUAACUUACAGGAGAAACAACUCCUAGCUGAGCAUUCAUAAUAGUCACUACCACAGCUUUAACAAACCAUAGCUCUAAUUACAGAAUAGAUCUUUUGUGAACUGUAGGGAUAUAAACUGUUUUCGUUAUUGUUCUGCCUGUUUGCACAGACUUGUUUUAAUCAUGAUUCUGUCAAUUCUCA